Messenger RNA from Zychaea mexicana, 1755 nucleotides. RefSeq names its product FAD binding domain-containing protein. The transcript has 4 exons. The record is from RefSeq and is a predicted model, not a curated record. The coding region runs from base 1 to 1755 and encodes 584 amino acids. Lineage: Eukaryota; Fungi; Mucoromycota; Mucoromycetes; Mucorales; Lichtheimiaceae. Gene Ontology annotation, molecular function: FAD binding.
AUGUCUGGAAGUACGCCUACUACUACUGCUACUAAUACUGAACCCACCACGCAACAAAUCGAUUUCUUGAUCGUGGGCGCUGGUCCUGUCGGUCUCUUGGCUGCCAAUCUCAUUAUACAAGCUGGUUUUUCGGUGCGUAUUCUUGACGUCGAAUAUGAACCAAACCAUUGGGGACGGGGUGACUGGAUCCAUGGUCGUACGUUGGAACUUUUAGAACGUGCAGGAUUGGCCGAGGAGCUCCUAAGCACUGGUGUCAAGGUAGACCAGAUUGCAUCGUACAUGAAUGGUGAGCUACAGUCAAGCAUUCCUUUUGUACCAGACGAGGUUGAAUCAAAGCAUCAAUACCUUUUAUGCGUUGGUCAGCAUAUCACAGAAACCAGCCUCCAAUCAAGCUUGACAAACCAAGACGUUGAGGUAGAACGACCUGCGACAGUGAUCAAUAUCAUUGACGGACCGGAUGCCAACUACCCUGUUCGAACCACAGUGAUGCAUCUGCGCGAUGAAGCCCGGACGGAGCAGGUAGACUGCAAGUAUUUGUUGGGCUGUGAUGGAGCACACAGUGACAUUCGCCAACAGCUCGGGAUCCAGACCGAGGGCGAGACCACAGAGACGCAUGCAGGCGUGAUUGAUGCUCUGGUUAGAACUAACUUUAAUGCGGGACGAAAAGAUGUGUGCAUGCUGCAAAACGAUGUGGCGAAAACCAUCAGCUUGUUUCCCCGCGAGAACGGAUUGACGCGGAUAUUUGUGCAUUUCGACGAAAACGAGCUGGAAAUGAGAAAGGAACAAUACAACCGUAACAAGAUACAACUGGAGGACAUUCAACGUGAGGCAAAAAGGGCUCUGCUUCCAAACCGACUCGAGUUUUUGGGCAUUCUAUAUUGGUCCGUCUAUGUCGUCGGUCAACGGUUGGCUACUCAAAUGGAUGCUAUGCGCCAACGGGUCUUUCUUUGUGGUGAUGCUGCUCAUUGUCAAAGUCCUACCUUGGGUCAGGGCGUCAACACUGGCUUUGGCGAUGUAUUCAACUUGGUUUGGAAAUUGUGCAUGGUGGAACGAGGCGUGAUCAAGCGUGACAUUUUGUCGACGUACACAGCCGAGCGUAAACCUGUGGCACAACAGGUGUUGGCUGUAGACAAGGUGGCUGCCAAAGCAGCAGCAGGCCAUCAAUCCUCUAAGGAAUACUGUAGCAUCGUACAAGAACAUCGUGCAUUCACCACUGGUUUCGGUAUCCAAUAUCGAAACAGCAACAGCAACAGCGAAACGAACAAGAACCCAUUGCUGCUCGGUAGCAAUAACAGUAAAAACCAAGCACUAGUACAGACAGGCAUGCGUGCACCCAACUUCAAAGUGUUCCACUAUGCCACUGGCCGCAAGACCCGUCUUUUCGAAAAAGUACAUGGCGACUGGCUCGCAUUCAAUAUGCUUGUUUUAGCGGAUGAUUUGGUAAAGUCCCAUGCUGCUGUCGAGUCCUUGUUGCAAUGGAAGCACCCGGCCUUGUCAACACAAAUUGUGAUCACCACUACACCGGCAGACAAGAUUGAGUCUGAAGGUAUCUUGGCGGAUAUGAAGGAUCGUAUCAUGUUGGACAAGCUGAACCGUGCUCAAGUACAUGCUGCGUAUCAUAGCAACAACAACGAGGAGGACGUGCAGGCAGUGAUCGUAAGACCGGAUGGAUACAUUGGAGCCAUUGCGGGUGGCUCAACGCCAGACGAGCUCGUGGGUGCUGUGAAAAAGUACUUUGAUGGAUUUACUGCCUAG